AACAUGGCAAGUCCUACCCAAAGAUGGGUUUUACUUCUCUCUAUGUGUCUAUUGCUGCARCAGUUCUCUCCAGCAUACACAGCACACUUCCRUCACCAUUCUGUAUCGUAUUCUAAACAAUCUGUGAAAGAACAAGCCCAAAAAAGAGGAGUCAUUUGGGAUACACUAAAGCUUGUGGGCGGUAAAGCACUGAAUGUCGUCACCUACAGUGCAAACGUGCUAACGUUCACAGGAACCAUGUUGCAGGCUAUAUAUGGAUGCAAUAUCACAGAACCGGAGAUACCAAGGUUAUUUGAACAAGUCUGCGCUCUUAAAWCACAAUACAAAGAUCUGAGAGAUGAUAUAUAUGAUAUAUCGUGGGCAGCAAGAGAAACYCAGAUCUACGCAAACGAUUCAUUUGACCACUACAAACUGACCCGUGAUAUCAUGCGGCUUUUGAAUGAUGAGCAAGUUCAAGUUCUAAGAAUCAUGGGUCCUAGCGUGAGACUUACCCUUGAUGGAUUUGAUCACAAUAUGACGCAAUUCUUUGAAAAAAUGAAUGCAACAGAUGAAGUUGUUGAUGCUACCGAAGUAGACACACGAUUUUCCACCGAUUUAGAUAUAGCCUUGAGACUGUCCUUCUCUGGACUGUCUGUUGCUGUUCCAACAAUGAAGUACCUUUGGAAAAAUCACAUUAAACAGAGUUAUGUCGGGAAAAAGAUUCAAGAGUUGGCAGACAGAUUCAAAACAAAGUUUACCAAGCCUGUAAGUGAAGCUGCUCAAAAGGCGGUCAAAAAAGUCUUAUCAAAGGGAUUCAUGUCCAGAGCACAAAAGUUUGUUACAACAAAAUUGGAAAGCUUAAUCAAGUUUGCAACACCUAAACUUGAACGUGCAGCUAAAUUGAUUGAUAAAGUGAAGUCUGUAAUGAAAGGUUUGGUGAAAGCUGGCGGUGCAGCACUUGCCAUCUGGGCCGCGUAUGAAACCUUCACAAAAUGCAAGGAGAAGCUAGCCGAUGCCAGAAAUAGUUUGCAACAGAUGACAACUGCUGUUAAUGACAUAAAAGAACAAAAGAAAGAAAUGCAAAAGGCGUACAAUUUGGUACAAGAAGCGUGGCAGGAAGUGUGGAAAACCGCAACAGCUGACCUUCUGAUGGAAGUCUUGAAAGACGUGAAAAGCAUGAUGACUGAUCAAUACUUCUCCAAGGCAGAAGACGAUAAGAAGGAAAUUGGAACGCUAAUAGAUAACUACCUUGGCUUAAAAGAAUUGGAUCCUAAGGAAAAGAGUACUCAAAAGACUUUGAGUGACACGCAGAGAGAAAUGAACCAAAAGCUGAGUGUUGUGAGGGUUACAUUAAGUUGCUAUCGACACAAGGUAAAUAUGUUCGGUGCAGUUAAGGCAGACUGUGCAAGAGGAGAUUCACCAUUUCCAUGGAUCUACAAAGAUAAURUAGAAAGUCUUCCCAUUGAGCCUGACAAGAGAUGUAAAUACAGAACUGGAGAAAAUUAUAUUGCAGAAGAUAAGAUGAAAGAAGGAUGGGAAGAGUGGGCUACUAGCAAUGGUACCAAGUAUAGUACCAUCUGUUUAAUGAACAACGAAGAUGUUGUCGAAGACGUCAAAGACCAAUUGCGCCAAAAAGUAACAGAUCCACAACAAAUCGCCAACSAGGUUAUAAGACAAGAAAAACGRCAAGAUAGCAUUGAAGAAAUYCAGCAAAUGGUUGAAAAAAUACGAGAAGAAAACCCAGAUAUAGAAAAUCAACUACCAUCUGAUAUAAUUGAUAUGAUCUGCAGACUGAAAAAUCGAAAUAAGACACCAGAAGAAAUUGCUGAUAGAAUGCAGUUUUUACUUGAAGAAGGUCAGACGUUGACACCUCAAAUGGUAGAAGACCUUGACUGUAGUAAUCAGUAGUUACCAUGGMAUCGGACAACCGCGCGAAAUGACAAUCUUGACAACUGUAGAAUUUAUUAGAUGAAGAGAAUUAAAACACAGGCAUAAAACCUA
Exaiptasia diaphana is the source of this 1980-nucleotide messenger RNA. RefSeq lists its product as uncharacterized. Lineage: Eukaryota; Metazoa; Cnidaria; Anthozoa; Actiniaria; Aiptasiidae. The coding region runs from base 4 to 1887 and encodes 627 amino acids. The transcript has 11 exons. The record is from RefSeq and is a predicted model, not a curated record.